Messenger RNA from Theobroma cacao (cacao), 1287 nucleotides. RefSeq names its product cathecol O-methyltransferase 1-like. Gene Ontology annotation, molecular function: protein dimerization activity; O-methyltransferase activity. The record is from RefSeq and is a predicted model, not a curated record. Lineage: Eukaryota; Viridiplantae; Streptophyta; Magnoliopsida; Malvales; Malvaceae.
CUAUCAUAGUCAUUCCAAACUUGCGGUGAGAGUCGCCCUCCAUUUUUAUCUGUCACCCUUCACAAUUCCACAGAUCCAAGUUAAUUUCAGUGAGAGAGAAAAAAAAAAAAAAAACUUUGCAGUCCAAUGGAAUCCUCGGCGGAGCAGAAUCAAGAAAGCUUUUCAUAUGCCAUUCAGAUUGUCACCUCUAAUGCGCUGCCCAUGUCUAUGCAUGCAGCCAUUCAGCUUCAACUCUUUGAGAUUAUAGCCAAAGCUGGUCCAGAUGCCAAGCUCUCCCCAAAGGAGAUAGCAGCCCAGUUACGUACCAAGAAUCCAGACGCGCCGUCGAUGCUGGACCGCCUACUUAGAGUUUUAGCCAGCCAUAAUAUUGUUGGUUGCUCUGUAGCUGAUGAUGAACAGGGUAACAAUCCUCAGAGGCUCUAUAGUUUGACGCCUGUUUCCAAAUUCUUUGUUCCAAAUGAAGAUGGUGUAUCAUUAGGCCCCCUGAUGUCCUUGCUUCAGGACAAGGUCUUCCUUGAUAGUUGGUCCCAGCUGAAGGAUGCAAUUCUGGAAGGAGGAAUUCCAUUUGACAGAGUCCAUGGAACAAACGCAUUUGAAUACCCUGGCAAGGACCCAAGGUUCAAUCAAGUUUUCAAUACUGCAAUGAUCAAUCACACGACUAUAAUCGUGAAGAAGAUCCUGGAGACUUACAAGGGUUUUGAGCAGCUCAACCGAGUGGUUGAUGUUGGCGGUGGUCUAGGAGUCACUCUCAGCAUUAUCACUUCCAAGUACCCCUCUAUUAGGGGUAUUAAUUUUGACUUGCCUCAUGUUAUACAACAUGCCCCGGCCUAUCCUGGCGUUGAACAUGUAGGGGGAGAUAUGUUUAAAAGUGUUCCUAAAGGAGAUGCCAUUUUCAUGAAGUGGAUACUUCAUGAUUGGAGCGAUGAACAUUGUUUGAAGCUGUUGAAGAAUUGUUACAAUGCCAUACCAGAUGAUGGAAAAGUUAUAGUGGCCGAUGCUGUCCUCCCGAUUGUACCCGAGGCUAAUGCUUUUGUGAGAGGCACUUCGAUGAUGGAUGUGCUUAUGAUGACUCAGAAUCCAGGAGGGAAGGAACGGACCAAACCAGAAUUCGAAGCCUUGGCAACUAAAGCUGGAUUCGCUGGCAUCAGAUAUGAGUGUUCUGUUUGUAACUUCUGGGUCAUGGAGUUCUUCAAGUAGUUGGACUCUUACAUCAUAUAAGUGGUUUCAUAGUUUGUAUCGAGUAAGAAAUGUAUUGAUAGUUUGCAUUGAAUAAGCCUUGAAUUGAUA